AUGACUUCGCCACGCCAAAUCAAGUUAGAGGCUGAGGAGAUAGAACCGGCAACCAAGAAAGUCGCGGGUAACGAGUACUGGAUAGACGCAAUCGGCACCAAAAUUGUGCGCCUUGAGGUCGGCACAGGUUUCGAUCAAGUAGUCUUCAACGUCCAUAAGGCAAUACUUUGCAACAAGAUCGCAUUUUUUGAUAAAAUGUUCAAUGGAAAGUUCUUGGAAGGCAUAACUCAUUGUGCCAAGAUGCCCGAGGACAAUAUCGAAGCCUUUAAACUGAUGCUCGGCUGGGUAUACAGUGGAGUCAUCGAGCCAGGAAUUGGUCUAACCUUUGCAGAUGGUAAUUCCGCCAGCACACCACUCUUGGAGCUGCUGAUACUCGCGGAAAAAUACGACAUCAACCCACUUGUUGAUGUCACGAUGGACUACCUGAUCAAUCUCCUCCAAGAGAAGAGAAUAAUCAUUGGCGAGUCCCUGUGGGUGUAUACAUAUAAGCAUACACGUCGAACAUCGAAGCUUCGAUUAUUCUUCACAAGAUUAGCCAUCUACGCGAUGCGCUUCAAGGAUGGAGAAUUUACGAGUAAUCCUAAAUUCUGGACCCUGAAAGAGAUACACUCGAUAUUAGCGCAGAAUUCAGAGAUACUCAUGGAUUAUCUCGCUUUGACUCAAGGGGUGAAGCUCCAAGAAGAUCCAUUGAUAGCACCACCUUGCGACUACCAUCGCCACGCGGCUAACGAGGAAUGCCCACAUAAGCCGAAGACAAUCGCCCACUUUACCAAGGAGAGUAGGAAUAGGCCGAACGACCUGAAUAGCGUAUGA
This is a messenger RNA of Botrytis deweyae, 813 nucleotides long. RefSeq lists its product as uncharacterized. The transcript is spliced from 2 exons. Gene Ontology annotation, molecular function: protein binding. The record is from RefSeq and is a predicted model, not a curated record. NCBI's taxonomy places the organism in Eukaryota, Fungi, Ascomycota, Leotiomycetes, Helotiales, Sclerotiniaceae. Bases 1 to 813 code for a protein of 270 amino acids.